This is a messenger RNA of Mesorhabditis belari, 2184 nucleotides long. Lineage: Eukaryota; Metazoa; Nematoda; Chromadorea; Rhabditida; Rhabditidae. The record is from the annotation of a GenBank genome assembly.
AUGUCUCCCGAUUUGUUGGAUAUCUACGAUAUUCGCUCCUCAGCCACCGAUGAACAAUGGGCCGAUUUUGUAAAUAUGAUUGCCAAUGAGGAAUGGAAAAGCAACGAUGUUUCAACGACUCUUCUCCUUCAACAUCUACCCUCGACACGGAUUGUGAUCGCUGUCCGAAAAGAUGAUGAUACUUUGGUGUCGGGUGUCGCGUGGAAUGAAGUGGACAAUGUGGCGAUGAUCGGAUUUUAUUUGACAAAGGAAAAAGAAAGACACAAGGGGAUCGGUUCACUUGUUUGGCGUCAAGCGAUGGAAUGCAUUGAUCGAGAAAGGAGGAUUGUUGUCGUGAGAACGGGUUCGGAGAUGGCGCCAAAGUAUCAAAAAAGUGAUUUGCCGAUUUGCGGAAAGAAAUGGUAUCGUUUUGUUGUGAAAGCUCCACAGUUGAUUGAUGGUUUCUCAAGGAUUUUAGACAAGAAUGGUGUACGAAAUGACAAGAACAAUAAUCCGGGUUUAUCGACGAAAUGCGUGAACGAGUUGUCGAUUCCCGAGUUUGACUCGUUGCUUGAUUAUGAUCAAAAGGUGACUUCAAAGGAUCGCAGUGAUUUCCUCGACUCGUUUUUCUCGUUGGACUGCGUUCGUGCCUGUGUGACACAAGAUGCUGGCUCUGAUGGAGAAGUGAAUGGCUUUGGGGCAAUCGUUCCCUCGGUGAAGGAGGAGUCUCAUCGUUAUCGCUUGGCGCCGAUUUAUGCCGGAGAUCUGAAUGUGGCCAUUUCGAUUGCGUUGAGUCUCAUCAAAAGGGUUUACAAACGUGACGCCGAUGCCGAGAUCGUCAUUCAAACGGUUGAUGGAAGUGCGGGGAGUAUGCAGUUGCACAAGGUUCUCCACGAUUUCGUUGGUGUGGAUCCGAUGGAGGACUCGGUGGCACUUUCAUCGCGAAAACUCCCGCUCACCACUCGUCUCCAUAUGUGUUACAUACCGCACAAUAAUGGGGGACAUUUCGACAUCCUUUCCUCAAUCCUCGACGGUUUAGGACUUCAAUCGAGAUAUUUGGUGGGAAAUGUGAAAUACCCAGUGAAUACGUCAAAUCCGUGGCCAGGUGCCACCGGUUAUCUCUACAAUGACACGGCUGAUGUCAUCGGUGUUUUCUAUCAACGGACACCGCCAAGAGAGGCCGCUUUCUCGUUCUCCUAUCCAUUGACUUACGUUCAACCACUCUUCGCCACAAAAGCGAUUCGCCGAAAGAAAACAGGCGGACUCUACGAUAAUUUCUCGCCAUUUGAGUGGUCGGUUUGGGGUUGCCUUUUAGCGUCACUCCUCUCAUUAACCCUUGUUUUCUCAUUGAUUGUCAAAUUGGAGUGGAUCAUGAAGAAGCGAGAGAUCGAUAUGGGAAUCUUUCAGAUUUUCUGGGGCACCGUUUCGACUCAAUUGGGUGAAGCCGACGAGUUUUUCCUUUUCCCCUCAAUAUCCGGACACAUGUUGUUUGCUUUUUUGACCGUUUUCUUGUCCGGAGUUGUCAUGUGGGCGUAUGAAGGAUAUGUGAUCUAUUCAUUGCUUAAACCAGCUGCUUUAUUCCCCUUCACUCAAGAGGAAAUGUUUAAAUAUCUUGCUACAAAGAAGUAUACAUUGAUUGUACCGUCAGCACAGCAUUGGUUAACUGAAUUCAUCAACAACUCUGAUUCGGAAUUUUAUCGUAAACUGCGAACAUCGCUCAAGAAUAACCCAUGGAUUGAAGGGAAAAGUCAUGAUGUUUUAACCUUAUUGGCAACAGGUAAUCACAUCUAUUUCAGUCAAGAGGAUGAUGAGAUGAUGAUUGAAGUACAACAAUUGUGUGGGAUAACAACGAAUUCGAUGGGACUCGGGCAAGCAUCCGCUCAUUUCAUCUUGCAGAAGAAAAGCCGCUUCUUGACCUCGUUCAACACGGAGAUCAUUCGACAACAAAGUUUCAUCCACCGCACGCAAACGAAAUAUUUCGAGUCAGGAUUCAAACUAACGAAAAAAGUCAAACGCUGCCCACCAAUCGAUCCACUCGCCGAGGAAACGCUGGGUCUGAGCGAUAUGCUGGGCGUGUUCUACCUUGUCGCCAUCGGACUCGCCGCGGCAGUUCUCGCGUUUUUUGUCGAAUUUGUCGUGUUCAGAUACUACAAUCCAAAGCUGUGGGCGUUGUGGAAGUUCAAGAAAAAACUCAGCGCUGCUUAU